AUGCUAGCAGUGGAUAACAGUGAUGAGCGACGCGGGCUCUCGGCAGCAGCAGCGGCGGCAGCAGCAGUAGAUGGCACCAUUACGAAACAACAACAGCAGCAGCAACUGGUGCAGCAAACUACGCGGGCAUCAUGCGUGGCAUACAGCAGUCGCCAAGGUAGUGGUGGCCGGACGAAAAAAUGGGCGGCGCUGGCCCUGGUCGCCAUGCUUGCGGUGUUCACGCCUGCACUGGCGGCAGACUCUACGAGCACCUCACUGACCACACCAACGCCAACAACGACGGCAGUGCGCGGACCGACCCAUGCCUCGCAAUCCGAAUCUGGGAGCGAAAGUGAGUCCAUGGACGAGCUGGGCGAAAUUGACGACGUCAGCGGUAAGGCCGGCAGCAGCAACACGACAAACGGCGGCAGCAUUGGCAUCGUGGGUGGGUUCCGUGGCGUGUCGCUGUAUGCUGGCAACACUGGCGGCGCCACCCUAAAGCUAGACAGCACCGUGUCGUCGAUAAUCUCGCUGUCGCAGGACACUGUGUCGUUCCUCAGCAAUGCGCCGUCGGAUGGAGACAUUACGGCUGCCUGCGCAUUCUACAACUCGGACGGCUCGGUGUCGCAGGUGUUUGUGGGCGGCAGCUCGCUGUCCAAGGUAAACUCAACCGACGUAUCGUAUGUUGCUGGUAUUUCAGCAUCAGGCAAAAUUGACAGCAUGCAGGGCGGAGUCAACGGCCCUGUCAACGCUCUGUACUGCGACCAGGACAAGCAGGUCGUGUAUGUUGGCGGCAAUUUCACCACCACGGCUGCGGCCACAUUGAAGUCGGUGUCGACAUCAGACUCUGCAGCCACGGGCCACCUGGUGCUGUAUGAUGUGGCGGCUAGCAGCUGGAGGACGCUGCCGUUCAGCGGCGUGGACGGGCCGGUCUACGCGUUCGGGCGCACGCGCGACUAUGUGUUUGCCGCAGGCGAGUUUUCGGCCACAGUUGACAAUGCCACGCAUGUGUCAUUGGGCACACAGCCGGUCAACCUGACAGCGUGCACCAUCACCGGCGGCAACAGUGCCGAGAUCUUUGGAUUUGGCGACCCGCACAACGCGAUUUGUACGAAGAGACUGGAUACUGUUAGCAAUACGUGGCUGAUGCGCGACAAGCUCACUGGAUUUUUCCGCAUUGACUUCCCGUUCCGCACCACGCCGUCGCUCCUGCGGCUAAUUAACACCAUGUACCAGGGCCGUGGAACAAAAUCGUUUAGGGUUGAAGCUGCCAGCACGAACCUGGCGCUGAGGAUGGCGUAUAUGGACUCGGCUCUCGGCGCCGAGGUUAUCUGCGUCCAAUCGUGCCCGCUGAACCACGACUACUCGUGGCAGGACUUUAGGUUUGCCGACGACUCUGCUACAGUGGCCAAUCUGACAGGUGUCAAUAUUGUCGUUACCGACUGGUACGGUGAGGGAGGCGGCUUCAACAAGGUCGAAUUGUACCAACGAGAUCCGCGCGUGUACGUCGACAGCAGCUUCAAUGGCUCACCCUGCAGCCAGCAGGCAAUCCAGCCAACCUCGAAUAUGGUAGGCGACUGGAAGCCGACCUCGCCCUCGUCUUACCACGGCACUUACCGCACGCUGACCGUGAAUGCCGGCGAUGUGGACAGCGCGACGACGCAGAACUCGCAGGUGCGCCUGUACCCGAGCAUCCCCGAAGCCGGCUUCUACAACAUCUAUAUGAUGAUUCCUGGCUGUGAGAACACCAACACGUGCAUCCGGCGGGCUUCAGCCAAGGUGACGCUGGGGAUGACGCGCUCGCAGGAGGUGGUGGCCACAGUCGGCCAGCACAACUUUGUUGACCAGGAGGUGCUGGUGUACAGGGGCUACACGCCGGCGUCGACCAGCAACUUCACAAUGUCGGUGAGUGUGGGCAUCGUGUCUGAUGCCAAGGUCAGUCCGCAGACCACACAGAUCGAGGCUGUUGUAGACUACUUCCGCUUCGAGCGGACCACGUCGUACACUGAUCUGCGCGGCGUGAUGCGUCUGUAUACCGACCUCAACUCGGAACUCCAAACGUACGGUCCUCUGUACAUGCCGCUCAACGACACCCUGCCCGAGCAGGCCGUGGUCUACUCAAUCGCAGCUGAUGCCUCGGACAAGAGUGGGAACGUGUACCUUGGCGGCAACUUUGCCAACCAGACGUCUGGAUAUGAGGGCGUCGUGCAGUACAAAGACAACAAGCUCCAGCCGCUGAACAACACUGGUGUGCUUGGAUCGGUCAGCGCGCUGGUGCUCAACGGCAAAUCGCUGUUUGUCGGCGGCCAGUUCAACGGCACUGGUGACAAGAAAGUCGCCUUCAACAACAUCGCACAGUACAACACCAGCGACUCGCAGUGGUAUCCGCUGGCCGGUGGUGUCAAUGGCGCUGUCACCCACAUGGUGCCCUAUGCGCCAUUUGGAUCGGACAUUGUGGCAGUGACAGGUUCAUUUGCGCAGCUGCUGGCUGACCCCCGUGUGCCAAAGAGCGAAAACGUCGCUGUCAGCCCGUUGAUUAUGUGGAACACAACGGCGGGCGAUUGGGUGGCUACACCCUACGUCGAGGGCACGCCGACGCUGGUGUUCUCGGAUGCCUGGAACAAGUCGCGCCCCAACCAAGCCGGGCUGAUUGCCGGCAAGUUCUCGGCUGCUGCAGCUAUUAGUGCUGGGGGCACGUUGCUGCUGGAUUCUGACUCCAGCGUGCGGUCACUCGAGUAUGUCGGCUACAGCCUGCGGCCUACGGCUAACCAGGCCUUUGCAGUGAACACUGGUCUGUGGUACGCCAAGAGCAACGGCACGGCCGCCAAGCUCAUCGUCGGCGGCCAGUUCACAACCGCCGACGGGUCAACCAACAUUGCACAGCUGGAUCAGGGCAGAUGGCGCAAGCUGGUCUCCGGCGUCAACGGCGAGGUCCUGACGCUGGCCAAUGCAGCCAAGUUCCUGUUCAUCGGCGGCAAGGCCAACCUCACCACGUCGUCGUCAUCGCAGAAGACCACUGGGUUCAUGGGUCUCACUGUGUAUGACAUGGACAGCGGCGACACAAUGAGCAUGCCGCGCUUCAUGGCUGCCAGCGGCUCGACCACGCAGGUCAAGAUCAACAAGGUUGCUGUGCGCGCCAACACGGCGCAAGUAAUCGUGGGCGGCGACUUCCAGCUGUCUGGAUCUCUGUCCUGCCCAUACGUGUGCUCCUGGGACAUCAACGAUGCUCAGUGGUCGCCGCUGGCAUCCAGCUCGCUGACAGGCCCGGUCACUGACAUGCUGUUCGCCGGCAACCAGCUCGUAGUAGCGGGCACAUUCCAGAAUGGCUCGCAGCCCAUCCAGUACCUGAUGCACUACAACUUUGACAAGAGCGCAUGGGAGGAGGUCGCCGACGUCGCCUCGCUGCCAGGGCCUGCGGCAGUUCUGGCACCAGUCGCAGCCACUGGCGACACAAAGUCGUUCUUUGUGGCAGGCGCUGACAGGUCGUCUGGAAAGUCCUAUCUGGCGCGCUUUGACGGCAGGUCAUUCACUCAGCUGUCAGUCAACCUGGGAUCCAAUAGCUCGAUCCGUGGAGUCACUCUGACCCCUCUGUCGCGGAUUCCCGCAUCAGUUCUGUCGGCGAGUGCGCGGUCGGCGCUGUCCCGGCGCGCCGACGGCGAGUCGGCGAUUCCGUCUGGCUAUGCAUUAUCUAUUUCCGGCGACCUGGUUCUGUCCGGCAAUAAGCGUGCGUCCAGCGCGUUCUUUGACGGCUCCAAGUGGGCACCGUUCCUGUCCACGGUGCAGAGUGACGGAAGCGCCGGCUACGUGUCGUCGUUCUUCUACGAGAACCCGCCGCUCAGCGUGUACGAGAAGAAGCUCAUGUCGACGGCGCUAGUAAUUCUGAUUGCUGUGGUGAUUGCGCUCGGCAUCACCUUCCUGAUCGUCCUGGUCGGUCUGGCCUAUGUGUACUUCCGCAACCGCCGCGAGGCUGCUGCUACGGCGUCUGCUGCUGCUGCUGCCAUUGCGGCGGCUGCUGCAGGCGGCGCAGGCACGAUGAAGCCCCCGCAGAUGCUGGCCAAGAGUGCCACCGGCACCGGGUACCUUCAUGGCUCGGGAAUGGGCGCUGCUGGAUUCAGUGUCGGCGCUGGUGCGAUGGCGGCAGCUACAGGUGACCUGGGCGAUGACGACGACCGUCCUCGACAUGCAGCAGCGGCUGCUGGUGACCGUGACACCUGGGAUGAGGAUGCGCUGAUGGCGGCGUCAGAGCUCCGCUACAACAACAUGGCGUCCAAGACUGGCCGCGUGGCCUCGGGCUCGUCAACCGGGCUUGCUGGGCUGGCCACGGCUGCAGGUCGCCAGGCAGCGGUGUCGUCCGAUACCUAUGUCGAUAAGCAUGGCAACGUUGGUGCGGGCGACCAGACGCGUGGAAUCCCUGACGACAGCCUGGACUCUAUCUUUGAGUCGGCUGCUGCUGAGGCCGAGGCCGAACAGGCUGCUACCACCGCUGCUGCCGCUGCCGCUGCCGCUGCUGCGAGCAACGAGAAGAGCGGCAGCCACGGCUACGCGAUGCCAGCACCGCACCACUACGACCAGAGGGGCAACGAGCUGUCGCAGCAGCAGGCCGAGAACGAGCUGAGCAAUAUCAAGGCCAAGACUGGAUCGCCACAACCCGCUGGUGGAGCGUCGCUGGCGGCGCCAAUUCCGCGGUCGCUAGCAAUGCCAGCGCCUGCAACAGACCUGCUUUCUGGCAGCGACGAUGGCGGCAUGACGUCGUCGUACGGCAGCCGCAGCAGCAUGUACCGGCCCGACUCGACCAACCCGUUCGAGCAGCGCUUGGCUCUGCGCGAGUCGCAGGGUGCGUUCCCGCCAGCUGGGCCGUUCGCUGCUGAGGCAGGCGAUACAUCGUCUGCCUAUAUCCCGAUGCCGACACCACGGCAUCAGGACAGCGAGCAGGCGGCGGCAGCAGUGCUGGCUGGUGCUACGGUCACAACAGCAGCAGCAGCGGCGGCAACAGCAGCGACAGCAGCAGCGACAGCAGCAGCACCACCCGGUGCUGUCGCUUCCAAGAAGAACAGCAAGGACUCUGGAUCUGAACCCGAGUCCGAGUCUGAGAGCGCGGCAGCAGCUAUCCGGCGGCGGUCACUGUCUGCAGCCAGCUCGUCGGCAGAUACCAGCAAUGGACGGUCCGAUGCCUCUGGCCCACGCGAGCCCCUGCCGAUCCGUGACUCGCUGCGGCAAUACCCGGUGUUCUAUGCCAAGUUCACGUUCAGCUCGCGUGAGACGGGCGAGCUUGGGUUCCGUGCUGGCGAGCGGGUGUUUGUCAUUGACCAGAGCGACGAGAUCUGGUGGAUGGGAAUUGUGGACCAUGGCGCUGACCAGCCGCUCGAGCAGGGAGUGUUCCCGGCCACCUAUGUCAGCGACACGCCACCCAAGACCACCGAAUGGGCCGAGCUCAUGUGA
Linderina pennispora is the source of this 5418-nucleotide messenger RNA. RefSeq lists its product as uncharacterized. The coding region runs from base 1 to 5418 and encodes 1805 amino acids. The record is from RefSeq and is a predicted model, not a curated record. NCBI's taxonomy places the organism in Eukaryota, Fungi, Kickxellomycota, Kickxellomycetes, Kickxellales, Kickxellaceae. The transcript is spliced from 2 exons. Gene Ontology annotation, biological process: positive regulation of establishment of bipolar cell polarity regulating cell shape. Gene Ontology annotation, molecular function: protein binding. Gene Ontology annotation, cellular component: plasma membrane of growing cell tip.